This is a messenger RNA of Monosiga brevicollis MX1, 1237 nucleotides long. RefSeq lists its product as uncharacterized. Gene Ontology annotation, biological process: ribosome biogenesis; ribosomal large subunit export from nucleus; ribosomal large subunit biogenesis. The transcript has 2 exons. Gene Ontology annotation, cellular component: nucleolus; preribosome, large subunit precursor; nucleus. The annotation marks the transcript as partial. Gene Ontology annotation, molecular function: protein binding. Lineage: Eukaryota; Choanoflagellata; Craspedida; Salpingoecidae. The record is from RefSeq and is a predicted model, not a curated record.
ACUCUUUCUUCAAAAUGUUGCCCUCUGCCAUGUCUGGGUGGAAAAGUCUGGCUACAACGCCAACGGUCAGAGCUGCCGCAUCGACCUGCACUGCCGCAACCCCUUUCCCGGCGGUGCACUGGGCCCAGCUCUGCCCGACCUGGGCAUUGACGUGACUGUGCGCACAGCCCAACCCCCGACCACCUCGCAAGCCUGCAUCAAGGUGGGCGCUGCCCUUCGCCGAGCCGAAAAGGAGAAGCGCGACUACUACACCGGUUUCAACCAUGGAAAAACUCUGAUCGUCCCUGCGGCGAUGACGACAACCGGUGGGUUCGCCUCCUCCUUUGUGGAUCUGCUUGGUCAGCUCGCCCGCUGCGCCGAGGCCCGUGAUGCAUCCCAAUUUGGUGUUGCCUUUGGCACCAAUGCGCCACCACGGGCCGGCUCUCGGACUCAACCACCCCACCAUGUUUGGCACCGAGCCUACCAAACCUCAACAAAGUGGGAGUCCUAUCGCGGUGACAGCAAGAAAGGUCUUGACUCCCUCAAAGAAAAUGUCAACUCGGCCCUCGUUCUUCUCCAAGCCGAGCCCUUGCUGCAUAUGGCCACCCUCGAUCUAGAGGGCUGCACCGCCGCUGGUAUCCAGGAUAUUUAUGGCGACAUUUCUUCCGACCUGGACUACCUCAUCUACGUCAACGACAUCAUGGUUGACUGGAUCUUACCGUGCUUGAGAGGUGACCUUGCCUCUCGGUUUCAGCGCGAAAAAUCACGCCAACGCAUCGUCUUGGGCGCCUGGUUCAAACAGAUGGGCGCCCUCUUCCUCCAGACCACUCGUCACGACAUUACCCAAGCCUCUCAGGCUCUUCGCGACCAACGCAUCCGCACGGCCGACGACUUUCCUGUCUACCGCUCCUCCAUCACUGCCGCCGUCGACACCCUUCGCAUUGAGGGCGCCUACUCGGCUACACUCGUCAUCGCCCAACUGGUUGAUGGCCUGCCUUCGAAACUCAGGGACGUGAUUGCAAACCUGUAUCAACCGUCUUGGGAUUUGGGCAAGUUCUUUGAGGUGGUGACUGCUAACCUGCACAAACUCACGCCUGCUGGUGCCCGCGCCGAACCUAAACAGGGUGCCUUUGCUGUUGAGCAUGGUGGAGGGCGCGGGCGCGGGCAUGGCCGUGGACGUGGUCGCGGACGCGGUCGUGGACGUGGUCGUAGCCGUGGUCGCCAUGGUAUACACCACGGGCCCCACCCAAAUAAAUAA